Messenger RNA from Esox lucius (northern pike), 657 nucleotides. RefSeq names its product somatostatin 1, tandem duplicate 2 (gene sst1.2). Gene Ontology annotation, biological process: regulation of cell migration. Bases 135 to 491 code for a protein of 118 amino acids. The record is from RefSeq and is a predicted model, not a curated record. Lineage: Eukaryota; Metazoa; Chordata; Actinopteri; Esociformes; Esocidae. Gene Ontology annotation, cellular component: extracellular region. Gene Ontology annotation, molecular function: hormone activity. The transcript has 2 exons.
UAAGAGCCCAACAGAACCCCAUCACCAAAACCAGGGCAACUCCAUACCAACUGAUCCAGAUCCAGCACAUCCAAAUCCAGCUUGGCUUGUCUCACCACGUCUUAUUUCUGAGAACUGACCUGGCUCUGUUUGAGAUGAAGUUCUGCCAGAUUCACUGUGUCCUGGCCCUCCUGGUUCUGACCCUGGCAAUUUGCAGCCAUGGAGCUGCCUCACAGCCUGAUUUGGACAUCCACAGCCGCCGACUCCUUCAGAGGGCCCGUGCUGCUGGAACGGCUACACAGGGUUGGAGUAGGCAAGCAGUGGAGGACAUUCUAUCCCAACUGUCUUUACCUGAGUCUGAGGUCCAGGAAAGCGAAGUGUCACAGGCAGGGGACAAAGAGGACCUGCGUAUGGAGCUGGAGCGCUCAGUGGACAACUCCAACAUCCUGCCCCCUCGCGAGCGCAAAGCUGGCUGCAAGAACUUCUACUGGAAGGGAUACACUUCCUGCUGAGGGAAGACAGACCUGCCCAUUUUAUGAUCGAAUGCUGCCAGUUACAUUACACCGCAGUCUUGCACCUGCCAAUCAACAGUUGGCUAUUCCUGCCUAAUGACCUAUUUUUUAAAUCAACAAAAUCAUGUACCUGUCUAAUUUAUGAAAUAAAGCUAAAAUAAUGUUA